Messenger RNA from Rotaria socialis, 2775 nucleotides. The record is from the annotation of a GenBank genome assembly. NCBI's taxonomy places the organism in Eukaryota, Metazoa, Rotifera, Eurotatoria, Philodinida, Philodinidae.
AUGGCUGCAUCGUGGCUUCGUAUUAAUGAACUUUUCAGUUCUAAUGCUGAUUUAGUUUGUAUUGUGGGUCGUACGCAAUCAAUCAAUUCUAUACAAGGGACUAUCGUCUUACAUGAUGAUGCUACUGAUGAUGAUUGUAAUGAAAUAUCACCAUCAUCAUCUACUUUGCAUGUUUCAUUUGCCAAUCUACGCAGAUCAUUUGAUUUUCAAUCAUCUAAUUUUCAACGGGGUCAAUAUAUUCAAGUUUAUGGAAAAGUUGUUCGUCAAGGUGCUAAUAUUAUUCGAGUUGAAGCUCAAUUGAUUCGACAACUAGACUUUGACUUUGAUCUAAAUGAAUAUGUAAAAGGUUUAUUGCUCACACAUAGCACAAUUAAAUCAAAUGUAUUGUCUGCUUUUCGUUUACGCGGCCUUGAUUUGAAAUUUGAUGCAUCUCAAUACUUAGUUGAAUUAGCAUUAACUGUUCCAUCGGCUUCAUUAGUUUCUUGGCUUGAUCAACUGAUUGAUUUAUUGACAAAACGACAACUUUCGUCAUCUAUUGUUGACAAAACACUUGUGUCUAAUGUUGUUCAAGAAUUGAGAGCUCAACUUUCAAACGAUUCACAUAGUGAAGCUCUUUUUUCAGUUCUUAAUGCAUUUUCAAUUCCAAAGUUUAUAUAUUCAAGAUCAGCAAAGAAAUUCAUUGAAAAAGAAAUUGAUAAUGAUCUAUUUGGAAAUGCUCGAACACGUUCUGAAGUAUUCUGGGAACGAUAUGAUCUAUUGUUACAGCGAACAUUGAGACAUGAUGUUUUUUCACAAGUCAAUUUAGCAUCGGUAUCAUCGAAUAAAGUUCAAAAGUAUCAGUUGAAAACUAUCGAACAUUUACUAGCCUCUGGUUCUAAAUCGGAAAAGGUUGUAGUAUUGGGAAUGUUAUCACAAUUAAAUGAGACAAAAUAUGAUUUACAAGAUCCAUCUGGUGUCAUUUCACUACAGCUUGAUCAUGCAACAUUUCAUCCAGGAUUUUAUUUUGAAAAUUGUUUUGUCUUAGUUGAAGGACAACUUGAUGAUGGAAUAUUUAAUGUAUCAGGCAUUGGCUUACCACCACCAGAAUCAAUACAAAAUACAAGAUCAUAUUUUGGUGAAAUAAAUAUAACGGGUAAUACACACGAUCAAAGUGCAAAAACAAAAAUUCGACUUAAGGAAAUUGAAGAAAAAUCAGAUGAUGCUUUUGUUUUUCUUUCUGAUGUUUGGCUCGAUGAUAAAAAGGUAAUGGAACGUAUUGAACAAUUGUUUGAUGGAUUUGCUGAACAACCACCAUUUGCAUUUAUAUUUUGUGGCAAUUUUCUUUCACGACCGACAGCUAAUUUGUACAUCAAUGAUUUGUCAGAUGCUUUUAAAACUUUUUCUAAACUUGUUUCAAAAUAUCCGGAUAUUUGUGAACGUUCGCAUUUUAUUUUUGUACCUGGUCCACAAGAUCGACAUGCACCAAAAAUCUAUCCUCGCGCGCCACUUCCAUCAUCAAUCAAUGAUAUAUUAAAAAAACGUAUUCGUCAUCUUCAUCUUGCAACAAAUCCUGUUCGUAUUCAAUAUUGUACACAAGAAAUAGUUAUUUUCCGUGAAGAUUUAUUACAGAAACUUUGUCGUUAUUGCAUUAAAUUACCUUUGGAUAAUUUACCUAUGCAUCUUUGUCAUACAUUGGUUACUCAAGCACAUCUAUCACCAUUACCUGUUUAUAUGACACCUAUCUAUUGGGCAUAUGAUCACGCACUUCAUUUAUAUCCAUUGCCAGAUUUAAUUGUUGUUUGUGAUAAAUUCAAAUCAAUUACUGAUACAAUUGCCGAUUGCACUAUUAUUAAUCCAGGUUCCUUUGCAAUUAAUAAAUAUUGCUUCAAAGUCUAUUUACCUGCAACACGCGAAGUCGAAGAUAGUCAGAUCGCUAAUAUCCGCCCGAGUCUUGAUGUUCUCGUACCUUUAGUAAUGAUAGAAAAUAAUGUAACAAAUGAUAUUAGUGAUAAUGUAUCAUGUGAACCACAAAAAGAUUUACUUCGUCAUUUUGAAUCAGGUGAUGUUGUUAUAGUUCGAUUAGAUUCACAAUGUUUACCAGCCAUUGUUUUCAAUAUCACUGGUCUCGUAAUGAAAUUCAAUAUCGAUCAACAACUAUAUCAUGUUUGUCUAUUGAAUAAUGAAUUUACAGAACAUUGGAUUGAUGCAAUUGAUAUGGUCAUCUAUUCAGUACCCAUGAUAGCCGAAUUCGAGAAUGAACAAGUAACACUUAUGUGGUCUAAAGCAAAUGAACUUCUUGAAAUUCGUAAUGAUAAUGAUGAUAAAAAUCGCCUUGAAGAAUUUAAACGACGAUUUAUUGAGGUUAAACAUCAACAAGCACCUCUUUCAACGAUAAAUACUUCGAGAAAGAGUAGUAGUAGUAGUAGUAGUAGAAGAAGUCAUACUUCAAAUCAAAAAGUUUCUUCACAGAUAGUUUCUAUUCCAUUAACAACUUGUGAAGAAUUACACAUUAUCGAGUCUAUUUAUCGAUUGCCUCAAUGUACGUAUGCCGAAGCAAAAUGCACUGCUGAAGAUACUUAUAUGAAAAUUAUUUGCACGAAUAAUCGUGAAAAUGUUCAAUCAUCUUCAAAAGGAAUCAUUCCUGAUCAAUGGUUGUUUUCGUUUGCUAUUCAAAAAAUUGAUUAUCUUCGACAAUAUUCAGCUAUUUGGUUACCGGAUCUCGAAGCCAUGGUAGAUACGAUGGAGAAUGAAAAUGAAUUACGUUCAUUAAUAUCAUUAAUGAAGAAAUCGGUUUAA